AUGGCCGCGGCGUCUCCGACACCGCUACCUUCAUAUGGCAACGGCAGGGUUACUCGACAUGCAUCAACGCGGAUGAUGCAAAGUAGGCGAGAGUCUCCUCUGGCUGCGCUGGGCAUGUCGCAGGGCUUCACGGACAAUGCGCCUAUGCUGCAGAGCAUCCACGUUGGUGACAGCUCAGACGACGAGGGACCAGCUCCAAGUCUAAGCAAGUACGCAGAGGAGAUUAUCGCCCAUAACGCAAUCAAUUCACCGGAACGACAACGACGUGAACCAAAGCUACGAAUUACGAGGGACCCUUCAGCAUCGAAUACACCAAAGCCUGAAUCACACAUAACACCGGCGCUGUCAAUGAGGAUCAAGAGGGUUAAUGUCAAGGGAGCUCCUAUGCGAAGACAGAAGCGAACGCUGCAAGGAGAAGACGAGGCGCCACCUUCACAAGAUCAGGAGAAUGUACCAAUGACGGCUAUGAGGAAAGACAGUCCUGUAGCGAUGAUCGACUCAAUAUCAAGGGAGACGAGGGAAUCCAGGGAGGAAAGGCAUGUUCCUCUUGCUUCCCUAAGUGCGAAUACUCCUCUGAGGCCCGCACCCCCACCGCCGCCGAAGAUGUCAGUCCUAGAGACAGCUACUGCUGCGGGUGGUGCCUCAACCACAAAGACGAAAAGACGGAAGAAUCACAUCAUGGUGAACGGGAAGAUAUACUCUCAGAUGGGAAAGAUCGGUAAAGGCGGAAGCUCCGAUGUAUACCGAGUGAUGGCCGAAAAUGCAAAGAUGUUUGCUUUGAAACUGGUCAAACUGGAAGAUGCCGAUGAAAGUGCUGUGCGCGGCUACAAGGGCGAGAUCCAGCUUCUCAAGAAGCUCGAAGAUGUCGAUCGAGUUGUGCGACUGUUCGAUUAUGAAGUAGACGAGGACAAGCAACGUCUUAGUGUGUUGAUGGAGAUUGGUGAAUCCGAUCUGGCUAAAACUCUUCGUCUCAAGCUCGACAACGAAAGCUCAAAGUUUGAUCCUACGUUUACACGCUACUACUGGAAAGAAAUGCUUGAAUGUGUUCAAGCAGUACACGAUUUCGACAUCGUCCACUCAGAUCUAAAACCGGCCAAUUUUCUGCUGGUCCAAGGCCGACUGAAGCUUAUUGACUUUGGCAUUGCCAACGCUAUCGACAUCGACAACACUGUAAAUGUUCACCGCGACAGCCAUGUGGGUACACCGAACUACAUGUCACCAGAGUCUUUGGAGGACACCAAUGCAGUCCACCGUGGCUCCGGCAGAUCCUCCAUCGGGAAAAUGAUGAAGCUAGGGAAGCCUAGUGACGUAUGGAGUAUGGGAUGUAUCUUGUACCAAAUGGUAUAUGGUCGCCCUCCAUUUGCUCACAUCUCAUCCCAAAUACGGCGCGUUAUGGCAAUCGUCGAUCACAGCUUCAAAAUUGAAUUUCCUAGUAGAGGCGUGGGUGACGUGCGCGUACCCUCCAGCCUUCGUUACACACUUCGGCGGUGCUUGAACCGAGACCCGGAUAAACGACCGACGAUUCCGGAAAUGUUGGGUGAACAGGAUACAUUUUUGAACCCAGAUAGCAAUGAAGACUUGAGGAUCUCCCAAGACGUCCUCGCUCAAAUCAUUCAACGCGUCGCGUUAAGAUUUAGAGAUCCCAACAAGGCACCUCCGACCGACGAAGAGAUACGGCAGUAUCCUGCAAGCUUUUAUGCUAAGAUCCGGGACUUACAAGAUCACCUUGUGGAUGAGGAUUAG
Molecule: messenger RNA, 1743 nt
Organism: Pseudovirgaria hyperparasitica
Lineage: Eukaryota; Fungi; Ascomycota; Dothideomycetes; Acrospermales; Acrospermaceae
Product: kinase-like protein
Exons: 2
Coding region: 1-1743 (580 amino acids)
Biological process (GO): mitotic spindle assembly checkpoint signaling; peptidyl-serine phosphorylation; meiotic spindle assembly checkpoint signaling
Cellular component (GO): kinetochore; spindle; nucleus
Molecular function (GO): ATP binding; protein serine/threonine kinase activity; protein serine/threonine/tyrosine kinase activity
Source: RefSeq, a predicted model, not a curated record